CCUCACACUGAACCAAAUCUCACCACACAGAGUCCAAAUAUACACGUUCAUUCUGAGCCAUCCAUGCCACAAGUCACCAUGGCAGCGAAUCAAAACACCUCAUCAAAAUACCAGGACAUAAUCUCCAAAAGUACUCCACUCAAAACAGGAUCUCCUGCUUGCUACAAACUGACAACAGUGACAAAGAAUUUUGACUCUUUAAAAAGAAAGACUCUAGGUGAAAAAAACCUGAACAAGACAAACAAAACCAUCUUACUUGUAGGUGAAACAGGAACAGGAAAAUCUACUCUGAUCAACGCUCUGGUCAACUACACCAUGGGAGUGAAGUUUGAGGACAACAUCUGGUUUGAGAUCGUAGAGAGAGAGGAGAAAAGUCAGUCAGAGAGUCAGACAUCAGAUGUGAUCGUGUACGAGAUCUUUGGUUAUGAAGAUAAAACUCUGCCCUACUCUCUGACCAUCAUCGAUACUCCUGGAUUCGGAAGCACAGAAGGGAUUGAAAAAGAUCUCAUCAUCAGUCAAAGAUUAUUUGACUUGUUCCGCUCAUACGAUGGAGUUCAUGAACUUUCUGCAGUGGGUCUGGUGCUGAAGGCGACUGAGAAUCGAGUGAUUGAUCGUAUGAGGUACAUCUUUGAUUCAGUGACGUCUCUGUUUGGGAAAGAUCUGGAGAAAAGUAUUGUUGCUCUCAUCACAUAUUCAAAUGGAAGACUACCUAAAAAUGCUCUGAAAGCUCUUGAAGCUGCAAACAUUAAAUGUGCCAAAAAUGAGAAGGACCAACCUGUUCACUUCCUGUUUGAUAACUGCCAGAAUGAAGACCGAAUAGAGGACAUAGAAGACUUGAAACAUGCUGAAAAAAAUACAAUGAAAGGAAUGAAUCAGUUCAGUGUCUUUCUAGAAAAAACUGCAUCUCAAAAACUGAGUAAGACCAUGGAUGUUAUGAACUCACGGGUCAGACUGACAGCCUGCAUCCAAAACCUGCAAGAAAGAAUCCAGCUGAUUGAACUGAAACAGAGAGUGAUCCAACAGACUGAAGAAGCUCUGAAGAAACAUGAAGAAGAGAUGAAGAAGAAUGAGAAGUUCACUGUAGAAGUUGAUGAGGUUGAGGAGAUUAAAGAAAAGAUUGACGCUUGGUGGGACUAUAAAGCUGUCACCUGUAACAAAUGUAAAGAGAACUGUCACUAUCCUGGAUGCACAAAGGCCUGGAGUCCAAAACACUGUGAGGUCAUGAAAGGAGGUCGCUGCACUUCAUGUACAGGGAAGUGUCCUGCAUCAGAUCAUGUGAAAGAAAACUGGAGAUAUGUGAACAAGACCAGGAAAGUUAAGAAGACCAAACAAGAUAUGAAAAAAAAGUAUGAAGAGAACAAAGUAGAAAAUGAGAUGAAGAAGAGCCUGAUGGAACAUCUUCAAACAGAGAUGGAAAAACUGAAAGCAGAGGAGAUAAAGUGGCUGGAUGAGUCCUACCAACAUGUUGUUAAUCUGGAGAAGAUCGCCCUGAAUGUUAAUUCACUGUCCACUCAUGUCCACUUGGACUUCCUGAUUGAGAAGAUGAAGGAGAGAAGAGACACAGAGAAGGUGAAGAAGCUGGAGGAGAUGAAGAGUCACGGAUGAAGGAACCAGAGCAGGGCUGCAGUACAUG
Molecule: messenger RNA, 1633 nt
Organism: Scomber scombrus (Atlantic mackerel)
Lineage: Eukaryota; Metazoa; Chordata; Actinopteri; Scombriformes; Scombridae
Exons: 3
Coding region: 64-1605 (513 amino acids)
Molecular function (GO): GTP binding
Source: RefSeq, a predicted model, not a curated record